GAAAUAAAUGAGAAGAAAGAGAAGAAGAUAAUAAUAUAAAAUUGAAAAAUAAAAUUUAAACAUACCCUAUUUUACAAUUUUGAUGAUAAUUUAGGAAUUUAUACAAAAUGAAUCAAGCAGAAAUUAAUAAAUUAGUAUCCCAAUUAAGAAUAAGAGUAAACCCUAGGCUAAGAAAAUUCAGAAACCCAUUAGGUCCUGAAGAAAGGUUAAACAAACUAAGAAAAACAGUCACAGCUCUCAUCAAACAUGAAAGAAUUGAACUUAAUUAUCCUAGAGCGGAUGAAUCGCGAAUGUACGCAGAACGAUUAAUAUCAGACGCUAUCAGAUAUGGAGAUUGCCAUAAAAGCACAAUGGAAAUGGCGGAUUACUGGAUUGUAGAGAAACAGCUAAUACAUAAAUUAUUUAAAGUUUUAGUACCCAGAUAUGAAAAUUAUACCAUCGCCUAUACACGAUUAUUAAAGGCCCCGAAACCAUACCCUGGAGAAAAACACUUAAAAGCUGUUUUAGAAUUAAGAGGAAACCCAUAUCCAUCUCUUAUACCAGAUACUCAAUCGAAUAGAAGUUUGUUGCAUAAUGUACUACUAGAUGAGGCUAGAAAGGCAUUUAGAGCUGAAAAAUACAAAGAAAUAGCUGCUAAAGUUACUGCAAAUUUUAAAGAAGGUGACAAACAAAGAACAGAACAUGAUGAAGUUGCUGAGAAAUUGCAGGAGGAUGAAGAUAAGACUAAAAAUACUGGUAUUAAAGCUGAAACACCUACAUAAUAUUUAAAAUGUAUUGCAAUUGCAGAUUUUUGUUAUAGAAUUCAUUUCAUUAUAAGUUAAUAAAUAUUUUUGACUUAUUU
Psylliodes chrysocephalus is the source of this 841-nucleotide messenger RNA. Lineage: Eukaryota; Metazoa; Arthropoda; Insecta; Coleoptera; Chrysomelidae. The record is from the annotation of a GenBank genome assembly.